GCUGAUGGCUCUGGGCUCCGUCUGGCUUCGCCUCGCCUGUCUGGAGAAGCCGCGCUGCUGUUCGACGACGGGCUGGUGACGGCGGGGCUCCCCCGUGAUCCGAGCGGUCGCAGUCGGCGUUGGAGGCACCAUGCAGAAAAGUGUGCGCUACAACGAGGGGCACGCCUUGUACCUCGGCGUGCUGGCUCGCAAAGAGGGCACCAGGCGCGGCUACCUGAGCAAGAAGACCACUGAGACGAGCCGCUGGCACGACAAAUGGUUCGCGCUGUUCCAGAACAUGCUCUUCUAUUUCGACAGCGAGCAAAGCACCCGGCCCGCCGGCAUGUACAUGCUGGAAGGCUGCACCUGCGAGAGGGCGCUAGCCCCAAAGGGCGCAUCCGCCGUCGGUGCUAAGGACUCGGCGCUGGACAAGCAGUAUUAUUUCACAGUCCUCUUUGGCCAUGAAGGGCAGAAGCCUCUUGAGCUCCGUUGUGAGGAGGAAGCAGAUGGAGAAGAGUGGGUAGAGGCUAUUCAGCAAGCCAGCUAUUCAGAUAUCCUGAUUGAGAGGGAAGUAUUAAUGCAAAAAUAUAUCCAUCUAGUUCAAAUUGUAGAGACAGAAAAGAUUUCAGCCAAUCAGUUACGCCAUCAGCUUGAAGAUCAAGACACAGAAAUUGAAAGGCUUAAAUCAGAGAUUGUAGCUCUCAAUAAAACAAAAGAACGAAUGCGACCAUAUCAAGGCAAUCAAGAAGAAGAAGAUCCAGAUAUUAAAAAGAUUAAAAAGGUACAGAGUUUCAUGCGUGGUUGGUUGUGUAGAAGAAAAUGGAAGACAAUCGUCCAAGAUUAUAUUUGCUCUCCACAUGCAGAAAGUAUGCGAAAAAGAAACCAGAUAGUUUUCAACAUGGUUGAGGCAGAAUCUGAAUAUGUGCAUCAGCUUUAUAUCCUUGUGAAUUGUUUUUUAAGGCCCUUAAGAAUGGCUGCAAGUUCAAAGAAGCCACCUAUUAGUCAUGAUGAUGUUAGUAGCAUCUUCCUCAACAGUGAAACUAUAAUGUUCCUUCAUGAAAUAUUUCAUCAAGGAUUAAAAGCAAGAAUAGCAAACUGGCCGACCUUAAUUUUAGCUGAUUUAUUUGAUAUUCUUCUGCCCAUGCUGAAUAUAUAUCAAGAAUUUGUUCGAAAUCACCAGUAUAGCCUACAGGUGCUUGCAAACUGCAAGCAGAACAGAGAUUUUGACAAACUCCUAAAGCAGUACGAAGCCAACUCUGCGUGUGAGGGCAGAAUGCUCGAGACAUUCCUUACAUACCCUAUGUUUCAGAUUCCUAGAUAUAUUAUCACUCUUCAUGAACUUCUAGCUCAUACACCGCAUGAACAUGUGGAAAGGAAGAGCCUUGAGUUUGCUAAAUCUAAGCUGGAAGAACUUUCAAGAAUAAUGCAUGAUGAAGUAAGUGAUACAGAAAAUAUACGGAAAAAUCUUGCAAUAGAAAGAAUGAUAGUAGAAGGUUGUGACAUAUUAUUGGACACCAGCCAAACUUUUAUACGGCAAGGAACACUUAUUCAAGUCCCAUCAGUUGAGAGGGGAAAACUUAGUAAAGUUCGCCUGGGAUCAUUGUCCUUGAAAAAAGAAGGCGAAAGGCAAUGUUUUUUAUUUACAAAGCACUUUUUAAUUUGUACAAGGAGCUCUGGAGGAAAGUUGCAUCUACUUAAGGCAGGAGGUGUCCUUUCGUUAAUAGAAUGCACGCUAAUUGAGGAAACUGAUAUGAAUGAUGAUGAAUCAAAAGGUUCUGGGCAAGUAUUUGGGCACCUUGACUUCAAGAUUGUGGUAGAUCCUGCAGAUGCAGCCCCAUUUACAGUGGUCCUUUUAGCCUCUUCACGGCAGGAAAAAGCAGCAUGGACCAGUGACAUUAGUCAGUGUGUUGACAACAUACGGUGCAAUGGUUUAAUGACAAUAGUAUUUGAAGAAAACUCCAAAGUCACUGUGCCGCAUAUGAUUAAAUCUGAUGCCCGUCUUCAUAAAGAUGACAUUGACAUCUGCUUCAGCAAAACACUGAACUCCUGCAAAGUGCCCCAGAUUCGUUAUGCAAGUGUUGAACGCCUUUUGGAAAGAUUAACAGACUUGAGAUUUCUCAGUAUUGAUUUUCUUAAUACUUUCCUACAUACUUACCGCAUAUUUACUAAUGCAGCAGUUGUACUGGAAAAACUGUCAGAUAUUUACAAACGGCCUUUUACCUCAAUUCCUUUCAGGUCUUUGGAACUGUUUUUUGCUACUAAUCAAAACAAUAGAGGAGAACAUAUGGCUGAUGCAAAGUCACCACAUCUUUGCCGCAAAUUCUCUUCCCCUCCACCUUUAUCUCUCUCAAGGACUUCCUCACCUGUCAGAACAAGAAAAUUAUCAUUAACUUCUCCACUAAAUUCAAGAAUAGGAGCAUUAGAUCUAUCUGCUUCUUCUGUUAGCAGUCCUACUUCAACAUACAGCCCUGGAACAUCACCACCCCCUCUGUCAUCUAAAGUACCACUGGACCUAAGCAAAAGCCCUUUGUCUCCAGACCAAAGCCCUGGUUUUGCAGAAGACAGUUCAGAAAAUCCACGUAGUGAGCUUUGCAACAAGCUACGAAGAAGCAUUCGAAGAGCAGGAGUUUUGGAAUCUGUACCAGUUGAUCAUCCUAUCCCAGAAAGUGCCUCACCAGUAGAUCCUCCUGAGCUCUCUCCAUGUAGAUCCCCUUCAACUCCACGACAUCUACGUUACCGGCAGGCAGGAGUACAGGUGACUGACAAUGGUCAUUGUCCCGUUUCUCCUGCUUCUGCUUUUGCUAUUGCUACAGCUGCAGCUGGUCAUGGAAGUCCACCAGGAUUUAAUAACUCCGAACGAACAUGUGAUAAGGAGUUCAUAAUACGUCGAGCAGCCACUAACCGUGUCCUGAAUGUCCUUCGCCACUGGGUGUCAAAACAUUCUCAGGAUUUUGAGUUAAAUAAUGAAUUGAAGAUGAGUGUUCUUAAUCUUCUAGAAGAAGUUUUGAGAGACCCUGACCUUUUGCCACAAGAAAGGAAAGCUACAGCAAAUAUCCUGAGGACACUUUCUCAGGAGGAUCAAGAUGACACACACUUAAAAAUAGAGGAUAUAAUGCAGAUGCUAGACUGUCCAAAACCAGAAUGCUUUGAAACACUAUCAGCCAUGGAACUUGCUGAACAAAUAACUCUCUUAGAUCACAUUGUUUUCAGAAGCAUACCUUAUGAAGAAUUUCUUGGGCAGGGUUGGAUGAAAUUGGAUAAAAAUGAAAGAACACCUUAUAUUAUGAAAACCAGCCAACAUUUUAACGAUAUGAGCAACCUUGUAGCAUCCCAAAUUAUGAAUUACACUGAUAUCAGUUCCCGUGCUAGUACCAUUGAGAAAUGGGUUGCGGUGGCGGAUAUCUGCCGAUGUAUGCACAACUACAAUGGCGUCCUUGAAAUCACAUCAGCCUUCAACAGAAGUGCAAUCUACAGACUAAAGAAAACCUGGGCAAAGAUUUCUAAACAAACUAAAGCUCUUAUGGAUAAACUUCAAAAGAUUGUGUCAUCUGAAGGAAGGUUUAAAAACCUCAGAGAAACACUCAAGAAUUGCAACCCCCCUUCUGUGCCAUAUCUUGGGAUGUACCUGACUGAUCUGGUAUUUAUUGAAGAAGGAACACCAAACUUCACUGAAGAAGGCCUUGUAAAUUUUUCUAAAAUGCGAAUGAUAUCACAUAUUAUCAGGGAAAUACGUCAGUUCCAACAGACUUCCUAUCGCAUAGAGCAUCAACAAAAGGUCACUCAGUACUUGCUGGACAAAAGACUCAUCAUAGAUGAGGACACAUUGUAUGAACUAUCCCUAAAACUUGAGCCCAGACUGCCAGCAUGAGAAUAUCAUUCUUCAGCUACCAAGAACUUAGUUUAAUGGAAAUAUUAUGCAUGACAUGCCUCUACAGAAUGCAAGGGGCAAAAGCUGAGAAAAAUUUAAGUUCCCUUCUCCAUUAAGGGAUGCAGAGUCUCACAGAGAUACUUUUUCAGUCACGGAGAAGCAACUGUUGGAGGCAUGAAGCCACAUGGCAGAGAUGUGAGUCAAGAAGUUGUUGCUUGACAGAAGUAGAGAUUUGGAAACAAAUAAAGGACUGAAGAAAAGGUGGGCAAUCACUCUACUGAGCCAGGCAAUGAGGCAGCAAAAUGAAAUAUGACUACUGUGUUUUGUUAGAGUUGAAUAAAUGAUGGCAGGUUACUGGAAGAAGAAAUCUUGUCUAACCUCCUUUGGAUGCAACCCAAUCCACAAAAAGCAGGCAUUAUUUAGGUAUUUUGACCAAAUUUGCACUUUAUCAAGCCAAUUGUAAAUGAAAGAGUAUUUGUAGAAGCAACAAUAUAAUAUGUAACAACGUUAUUUCCUCUGCAAUCCAUUCAGUACUGUCUGUGGGGUGAGAGAGGUAUCAAAA
Molecule: messenger RNA, 4409 nt
Organism: Candoia aspera
Lineage: Eukaryota; Metazoa; Chordata; Lepidosauria; Squamata; Candoiidae
Gene: RASGRF2
Product: Ras protein specific guanine nucleotide releasing factor 2
Exons: 27
Coding region: 131-3847 (1238 amino acids)
Biological process (GO): Ras protein signal transduction; positive regulation of GTPase activity
Cellular component (GO): plasma membrane
Molecular function (GO): guanyl-nucleotide exchange factor activity; protein binding
Source: RefSeq, a predicted model, not a curated record